Messenger RNA from Aptenodytes forsteri (emperor penguin), 2194 nucleotides. It is a transcript of the gene RBP1, whose product is annotated as retinol binding protein 1. NCBI's taxonomy places the organism in Eukaryota, Metazoa, Chordata, Aves, Sphenisciformes, Spheniscidae. The transcript has 4 exons. Gene Ontology annotation, biological process: vitamin A metabolic process; retinoic acid biosynthetic process; fatty acid transport. Gene Ontology annotation, molecular function: fatty acid binding. Gene Ontology annotation, cellular component: nucleus; cytosol. The coding region runs from base 1561 to 1968 and encodes 135 amino acids. The record is from RefSeq and is a predicted model, not a curated record.
CUGGGGUUUUUUCAUGUAAAGUUCUUGAGAAGGUUGUUUCUCGUUAAUGAAGGGAAAGUACAUCAGUCCAAAAUUUCUUGAAUUCAUGUGGUGGUUUAAAUUCAUGGUUUUGUGUGUGGUAGUGCUUAAGCAAAUCGGGAUGCUCAGCUGCAUAGCCUAAAAUAUAUAAAGAACAGCUUCCUCGUGAAAAUAAAUGAAAUAAGAUCUUAACAGUAAAUAUUAAUCUCCAGUAAUACUUAAGGGUCAAACAUAGUACUUUCCUGAAUUGUAAUUCUGUAAUCCUACAGACAGUUUUAGCAUGAAGAUGCCUUACUGUUCUGAAGCAGCAAAAUAAAACGAACCAUAACUUUUCUUUACAUAAAUAUAUAUUUAAUUAUAUAUUACUGCUAAACUUUGACUUUUUCGGACCCUGAAUAACUUUUUGUCUCUUGGCAGUUUGAACAAGAGAUAGAAAUAAAUCUUUCUUUCGUGCAAGCACUUAAAAAUGCAUGCACCAUUCAUGUCACUUUUAAGCCUCCAGAUUCACAAAUUAUAGACAGUCCUCAUCCCCAGAUUUAAAGUGGGUUUCUUUGCUUCUCUGAUCCAGAGUCUUCUAUAAGAGUAAGUAAUUGCCAAAGCCCUGGAGUAGAUAACAUAUCCAAGAGGAACUUCAGCUGUACCAUUUGAAAAUACACAGUGGAAAAUAAAUGAAAAUAGCUAAGAGGCUGUCUCAGUAUUUGAGCCAGAAAUGUUAGCCAAAAAAAUCCAUUCUCUUACAUGUUGGUUGCCUAUUCUGCUGAUUCAGUCUAUCGCAUUUUUGACAGAAGACACCUUCAAAUAAUAUAGAAUCUCUAUGAAGUGCUACCUCUGCGUUUCAAUGUUGCUUAAAUUAACUGAAAACAUGCAUUCAGUAGUGAUGUAGCAUUUAUCAAUAUACAGCAUUAACCUCUGCUUCUUAAUACAAGUUUCCACCUAACUGGCCCUUUUUGAGCCCUCAUUUGGCCAAACAGCUUCCACUGGUAGUUCUCUAGAAUUAAGGAGCUUGCGGAACAAGUUAAAGUAAUGAUGUCAGACACAAAUUGCUUUCACUGAAAGAGUCUGUAUGAUCGUUUUCUGAAAAGAAGGCGGCGUAAAGUACCUGGAACAUAUUCAAGGAAGAAGGAUUCGCCUCAAAAACCACACAAGAUAAGCACUUGUAUAGCUUUGGCUAAUAUCCUAAACUAAAGCUAUUUAAAAGGUUUUUUUCUGAGUGGCAUGAAAAAUGAAGAGUAAUAUGGUUAAAAUGGAUCUCCAGAUAAUCGGUACCCUUACAGAAGUUAUAUGGAAGGUGAAUGUUUCAUUCUGUUUAAAUCAAGUCAUCCUGCUGUCAUUAGAAAUCUCAGAGGUUCAGCCUUGUGGAAGGAUUUAAAGGCAACACUUCUUCUAAUCUGAUUAUUGUUGGACUUGCAUAGCUACAUGGUCUAAAAAAGAGCUAAAAGAAACCAGAGUUCAAACUCGCCACAAAGAAAGACAGUGAGCUGUGUGGUGCAGAAUCAACACACUGUUCUGAGACUUUGAUUUUGACAAUUACCUAAAGUAGGGAUGCCUGCAGAUUUCAAUGGUUACUGGAAAAUGGUCAGCAAUGACAACUUUGAGGAGUAUCUGAAAGCACUGGAUGUAAAUGUUGCUGUAAGAAAAAUAGCAAACUUGCUAAAACCUGACAAAGAAAUCCUUCAGAAUGGGGAUCAUAUGAUCAUUAAAACGCUAAGCACUUUUAGAAAUUACAUCAUGGAAUUUGAUGUAGGAAAGGAGUUUGAGGAGGAUUUAGCUGGGGUGGAUGAUCGCAAAUGCAUGACCACCGUAUCUUGGGAUGGAGAUAAGCUGCUUUGUGUGCAGAAUGGAGAAAAAGAAGGUCGUGGUUGGACCCAGUGGAUUGAAGGAGAUGAAAUGCAUCUGGAAAUAAGAGUGUGUGGAGUCAAGUGUAAGCAGGUCUUUAAGAAGGUACAGUGAGCCUACUGCUGAUACAGAAGUGAAGAACAGCAGAAUUUACAGACUUACCACCAAAUCUCCAAAUGCUAGUAGUGAACAUCAUCAGUGAUGAGAGCAAACACAGAAAUGAAGAUCACAUUAGAACUGUACAGUUAUAAUAAAAUAUUUUUAACAAAUCAUUUUAAAGAAAUAACUGCAAAUGAAACUAUUUUUAGAAAUGCCAAUUAAAGAUACUAAACACUAUAAA